ACAGUCUCUCAGAGCUUCUUCCUUGCAGCUUCGCUCUGUGAGCCGAGCGGCUUCAUUCCACCUGCAGCAGAACCCGGUUCCUCACCUCCCAGGUUCUUCUCCUCCAUCAUGCUCGUCCUCCUCCUCCUCCCCGUCCUCCUCCUCCUCCCCCCCUGCUCCUCGGGCUCUCUGCCUCCUCCACGGAGCUCCUUCCUCCUUGACUCCGGAAUCAGACCGUUGAUCCACUUCAGCCUCCCGGACGUCAGCCACACCACCACGCUGCUCCUCAGCGCCGACGCCUCCACCCUGUACGUCGGGGCUCAGGAUGCCCUGCUCUCAUUGGACGUCAGCCAGAGUGAUGCCAUCAGACUGAGGAAGCAGGUGCAGUGGAGUCCCUCUAAGGCCAACAUCGAAGCCUGCAUCAACAAGGGAAAGAAAGCAGCGGACUGUCUGAACUUCGUCCACGUCCUGCAGCAGAUGAACUCGUCUGUCCUGUACGCCUGCGGGAGCUUCGCCUUCAACCCCAGAGAGGCCUAUAUCGACUCUGAGAGCCUCUCGGUGGUCCACAGCGUAGACGCUAAAGGCCGCUGUCCGUUCAGCCCCUCGGAGAGGAGCUCGGCCGUCUUCCUGGACAGCGAGCUCUUCACCGCCACCACCACCGACUUCAGGGGCACGAAACCGCAGAUCUCCAGGUUCUUCAGCAAACAUGGCCGCCCAGACGUCAGCCUGGACUCGUCCAUCAGUUUACUGGAAGACCCGACCUUCAUCAACUCCUGGUCCAACCCAUCCCAGGAGAAGAUCUACUUCUUCUUCAGUGAGGUCGGGACAGAGUUCAACUUUGUGGAGAAGCUGAAAAUCGCCCGGGUGGCCCAGGUCUGCAAGGACGAUGUGGGAGGACAGAGGACUCUGCAGAAGAAGUGGACAUCCUUCGCCAAAGCGCCUCUGCUGUGUCAGUCCUCCAGACAGCUUCCCUUCAGCGUUCUGCAGGACGUGUUCACCCUGCAGCCACCAGAGGGCGACAGCGACGACGCCAACACGCUGUUCUACGGCGUCUUCACCUCGCAGUGGUCCACGAGAGCAGAGUCCGCCGUGUGCGUCUUCAGGCUGCGGGACAUCCAGGGCGAGUUCAACGGGAGGUACAGGACCUUCGACAUGCAGAGUCACCAGUUGAGUCCACUCGUGGAGACGCACUCGUACCUGGGACAGUGCGGCCUGGCGGGUUCUUCCGACACUGACCUGGCGGAGGUGAAGAGGAGCUUCCUGACCGGCGGCAGCGGCGUGAAGCCGGUCGGAUUAGCUCCGCUCGUGGUCUCGUCGGAGCAACGCUACAUUCGCGUCGCCGCCAUGAGGACGCGUGACGUGGACGGCAGACAGCACACUGUCCUCUUCCUGCUGACAGAAUCGGGAUUCCUCCAUAAGGUGGCGCUCUCAGAUUCAGGUCCUCGAAUCAUUGAGGAGAUUCAAGUUGUUACCAAACCAGAGGCGGUCCAAAGUCUGGUCCUCUCCCCUUCCAAGGGGUUUCUGUACGUGGGGACGUCUCAGGGUGUGACCUCCAUCCCCGUGGCCCACUGCUCCGUCCACAGGACCUGCAGUCAGUGUCUCCUGGCCAGAGACCCUCUGUGUGGGUGGCACCGGACCAGGAGGGCCUGCGCUGGUCUGAGCGGGGUUCCAGAUGGUCCGCAGGAACUGGUUCAGGAUCUGGACGGUGGGAAGGUGGACGAGGAGUGUGGAGGACAAACUACAGCUGGAGAACAUCAAGAGGUCCAUGUUGCUUUGGGUGAGGUGGUGAACCUUCGCUGUCAGAAACCAUCCAACCAGGCGUCUGUGAGCUGGACCUCCCAUCCAUUCAAAUCUCUCUCCGAGAAGCUCUUCAUCCGGUCGGCUGAUGGCAGCCUCCGGUUCCUCGCCGCCGCCGACACCAUGGGAACGUACCGCUGUGAAGCGGAGGAGGGUGGCCACAGGGAGGUGGUCUCCAGCUACGAGGUACAACAGACCGCCCAACCACGCUCCCUCAACCCGCUGCCCAGGGUCCCGGAAGAGCCGUACGAGGACAUUGUGACCGAGAACCCAGAGUUGGUGAGCCAGUCUACAACAGAACGUGAUGGGAAGGUCACUGUGGACGAUGAGACCGUCCUGCCAGAGCAGGGCAGCAGCUCCACCAGUCUGACCUCCAAACAGGACCCCCUGUCCGUCCCGCAGCCCUGCAUCAACCAGAAAAGUUACGGCAGUGAGCUGGUGGUCGUCUCGGUCCUGCUCGUCUUCAUCGCCGCGGCGUUCCUGGGGCUGCUCUACCUGUGGUGUCGGAGGAAGAACCAGCGAGGGAACGGGAAGCCCGGCGGUAUCCUGGACAGGUGCUUCAUGAGCGGCCCCGACGACGGAGGGCCCGACCUGAAGGUGGAGCUGUGACCGUUCAUCCUCAGUAUGGCCACCAGAGGGCAGACCGCAGUCGGUUGCUUGUAGGCUAUCUGUGAAAGAACCAUCCUACUCCUUCAGUAAGGCCCCGUUGACAUGGCAACGUCUUCAAGUGAAAACAAACUUUCAUUUCAUUUUGGGAUUUCAGAUAGACGGCUGGAUAGAUGGAACUUCAAUGAUCCGUUGGGUGAGGUACCUCGAAGAAAUUGUAAGUCUGAAAGAAAAGCUCUCCCGAGGUGGUGGAAUUUAUCAAAAACACUCCAACUCCACCUCCAUGGAAAUGGGAAAACUUUAGUGUCCUGACUCCCAGUCCAUGUUCUCCUGGGACCUAAAGAUUCCUUUUGUUCUGCUCAUGCUCGUUUCCCUGUCCUGUCACAAUGAUGCACAUAUUCCAAGAUGGCCGUCUGAGGCAAGCGUCGGACUCGAGCUGAGACGAUUUAUUUAAUGGAUAUAAUGAAAAGAGCAGAUGGACGGAAGUAAAGAAAUGCAGUUCUUUUUAUAGCUGUAGUUUAAAAGUUAAUUGAGAAAGAAGGAAAAGAAGCAGAGAGUGGAAUUAGUUUAUUUCCUGUAGAUGUAAAUAGGCCAGGUCCGUCUCCCAUCCAAUCAGAACUCUUCACAACCCCCAGGUCUUAAAAUGCGAUUAAAUUAAGGCGCGUUUUACGUGGAAACCUCAAUUCAGAAUGACUAUUUCCAUGUAAAGUGAAAAGACAGUCAUUGUGUAACCGUGGCUCCAUUCCUGUGCUGCCACUGUUGAGUGUUCUCUGAGUAGUUUCAUUACAAAAGCAGCCAACAGCGCCCACUGGUGGCCUGUAAUGCACAAAUGCUAAACUUUCCAGAAACAAGAAUUCAGAAAUGAAACGUUUUCACUUGAGAUGAUGUGUAAGCGAGACCUUACUCUCUUUCUUCUGUUAUUUUUACAUUUUUAUUUUCUCAAACCGUUAUGAAACAAAAAACUCAGGAUUUUUCUGUUUUUGAAAGGAAUAUAUAUUUUAGAAAUUCCUCAUUUUUAAGCUGUGAACAUGUGACACUCCUCACUUUAUUCUGUCUUCAUGCACAAGCUUUUUUAUUUAAAUAGUUUUAAUCUCGCCUACAUUAAGAUCCUCCCGCUCUUGUUCUCAGGCAAAGUAAAAUACUGCAGUUUGUAGAUGUUGCAGUGACAGUGUGAAUGUUAAUUAAAUAUUUUUUUUAGUUCUCUCUGUUUUAUGUAUUUCAUGUCUGACGUCAGAUUUGAUGUUAUUUAGAACCAAAUAAAAUCAUAAUUAUUGUCCAUAAGAACGAAGAUAAUGAUGAAUGGUGAGAUUGCGUUUGUUGGUCUCUGUCGCCUCCUUGUGGCAGAUGUUAUAUGACAUGUUAUAUUUGAUUUGAUUCUAAAUUGAUUCAAAUAAACUCCACCUGUUUUUGUGAUGCUGUAUUGUUCAAAUAAAAUAUUUAAUUUUGUCCAAUCUCUAGAA
Salarias fasciatus (jewelled blenny) is the source of this 3842-nucleotide messenger RNA. It is a transcript of the gene sema4aa, whose product is annotated as sema domain, immunoglobulin domain (Ig), transmembrane domain (TM) and short cytoplasmic domain, (semaphorin) 4Aa. Gene Ontology annotation, molecular function: semaphorin receptor binding; chemorepellent activity. The record is from RefSeq and is a predicted model, not a curated record. Bases 109 to 2385 code for a protein of 758 amino acids. Lineage: Eukaryota; Metazoa; Chordata; Actinopteri; Blenniiformes; Blenniidae. The transcript has 14 exons. Gene Ontology annotation, cellular component: plasma membrane. Gene Ontology annotation, biological process: neural crest cell migration; positive regulation of cell migration; axon guidance.